This is a messenger RNA of Fomitopsis serialis, 5940 nucleotides long. RefSeq lists its product as uncharacterized. Lineage: Eukaryota; Fungi; Basidiomycota; Agaricomycetes; Polyporales; Fomitopsidaceae. The record is from RefSeq and is a predicted model, not a curated record. Bases 1 to 5940 code for a protein of 1979 amino acids. The transcript is spliced from 10 exons.
AUGCGUAACACGUUGCCCCUCUUGUCUCGUGCACCGGCCCCUUCCUCUUCGUCGUCUGCUGUACACCCUAGACCUUCGACCGACACGCCUCCCCAAGCCGUUCCCACCAUUCGACUGAUCUCUGCGACCCCGUCCGCGACGGGCUCGGCCGCCGACGCCAGCGGCAGCACCUCACUGUCAUCUAUCGCACCCUUCGCGACGUCGUCCCCUCUUGCCCCACGCCCUACGUCCGAGACCCCACGCAAGCGGCUCGUGCCGAAGAAGUCCAAACUAGGGCUGCUUGCGGGAGUUGCUGGCUCCAAGUCCAAAUCCAAGGCCAGCAAGGAUUUCUCUGAUGUAGUGCGCCGCGUGGGUGGUGACCAAGGGCCGGCUUCGAGCGGACGCGGCGGCUUCGAGAUCUACGUCGAUCAUGCCGAGGACGAGGAGCUUGGUGAGAUCCUGGUGGUGAAGAAGAAGAAGAGCCGGAUGGGCCUGGACAGCCUCCGCUGGGGAGGCGCGCUCGGUGAUGCGACGAAUGUCGCUUCCGGUGCGCACAAGGAAGGAAAGACGGGGGAGACAUUGGUACCCGUAAAGGUGGAGGAGAACCAGAAGUGGUGGAGUAUUGGGCGCGGGCGGAAAGACUCCAAGGGCAAGGAGAAGGAGAAAGACAAGGAGAAUGUCGGGUCGAGCAUGCGCGCGAAGCUGGCUCCUCGGUCAAAGACCCCGGAGCCAGUCAAAUCGCUUGACAUUGACUGCCAGUCUCAGUCGCGCGCGCGAUUCAACUCGCUCGACUCGGGCAUCAUGCUCUCCAAAUUCUCGUCCCCCGCGCCGGAGCAGCCCGCGCAAACCGUCUAUGUAAGGCCCCCUCGGGAGAGCACCACGACGUCGGCAUCCCAGGCACCGAAGGGCUGCAACGGCCUGCUCGCCCCCGAGCCGAAUCCCGCUACAGGCUCGAUCGCCGUACGCGCAAUCAAGUCGAUGCGCUCUCUCGCUCGGAUGGCUAGCUGGGCACAGCUGACGAACAAUGGCGAGCAGGAGAACGUGGAGCCCGGCACCAAGGCGGCUGCCCCGAAGAAGACGAAGGAGAAGAGCGAUGCGGGCAAGAAGAAGAAGAAGGAGAAGAAGAAGGACGAGGAGAAGAAGAAAGAGGAGAAGGGGACGAUGAAGCGGAGGGAGAAGGAGGAGACGAAGCAGUCGACUCUGCGCUACUCGAGCAGCAGCUUCGAGGCAGGCGCCCUCAGCACGCAGGCGAGUCCAUUACCGCCGUUGCGCGAAGGUGCGAAGACCCUUGGUCGCAAGAAGCAAUCCACGCUUGGACUGGGCCUGCCAUCUACAAUGCGCCUAACGACUGCCACUGCUACUGAUACCAUGCGCAAGGUCUCGAACACAUCUUCGACGGGUUCUGCAGAGGUUGGACAACCCCAAGCACCCUCGAGGCUUUCGGUAGACUCAGCGCACCUCAUCAUGAACGCACAGGGCCGGCCAACAUCUAUCAUAUCCAGCGGCUCGUCGCUCCGACCGCCGUCUACGGCAAGCGUGAUUAGCGAGCGUAGCAAGAGCUCGUCAUCAAGCAGCGUUGCGAGCGUGCGUUGGGAUGAUGAAGGCAUCCGAAGUUCGCGGGAGCUCCAGCGACUUGAGAGGAAGAGUAGAGACAGCGCACGGCCCCGCGAGAGCAGGCGUACCAGCGACGGAAGGCGGCGUGUGGCCAUCGUGGACAUUUUCCCGGAGACCCAGGGUCAGAUGAGCAGGCCGGUGUCGACAUCUUCAGCGGGUUCCGCCCAGGGUGGUGGACAGGCGAGCGUGUUUGAGAGGCCGGUCGUCAACGUGGAGUCGGCGACAUCUGAUGGCCAUUCGGACGGCGCAGACAGCGUAGCAUCUGAGACGCCAGCUAAGAGGGCGCGCCCGAGACCAGUGUCCGAGCAGAUGCUAGGUAGACCAAGGCCCCAGCCGAUAGUCGAGGAUCCUGAGGGCAUGCUUUCCAUGCUGGAUGCUGCGACAAACGAUCUUGCGUCGCUCAUAAACCGCCUUGACUUAGAGGCUACGCCGGGGAGUACGAACGGAGGUUCACCGCUUCAUUUGUCGCCUGGUCAGCGUCCCUUUCAUGAGAGCCCAAUCAAGCGGCGUCAUGCUAAUGGAGGCAGCCCUCUCAAGUCGGAUCUCAGAGGCAAGACGGAGUCAAUGCAGUCUCUCCGUCCGUACGCACAGAUGCUGGCCGCACCGUCGGCGAACAAGGACUUCCCGAGCUCGGUCCCUCCUACAGCGCAGCAGGCCACAGACAUGAGAAGAUUCUUGGGGCAGCAAAUCGCUCCUUGGUCUGAGCUCGAUUGGCAAGUUUCGCCGAAGAAGCCUGUGGGCACAUUUGUGCCGCGUCCUACCCACAAGCGCACAAAUACGCCGACACCAGCGCUCGAUGCACCCUUCGUCUUCCAACCGCUCAAGCCGGCGAAGAACAGGGUUACGCCUGCGGUGUCUGCCUCUCCGGCUCCGAGUGUCGCCACGCCGAUCGCUACGGCGGAUGGUGUAGCGCCGUCGUCGAGCACGUUCGGCUCGAGGCCGUCCAAGGUCGGCUUGAGGGAACUCGCACAUGGUGAGAGGGAUGCGUCGCCGACGCCCGUCUUCAAGCGCAGCGCCAAGCACAUCAGGAAGGGCUCUUCGCUGGCAACAAUGACUACCAAGGCUAGCGUGCUCAGCCUGCGCAAGCAAGUCUCAAAGGACGUGAUCCGGAUUUCACCUGAAGCGAAGAAAGGUCUUGGUCUUGCUGGGACGCUAGGAGGACGCGUGUCCAAUGAGCCUCCGGUUGACCCUGAAGAACCAGACUCUGACAUCCCGAAUGAGCUGCAGGUAAUAAUUGCUGGCCAGUCUGACGACGACUGCACACGGCGCCUCGACGAGACGUUCUCGCGCUGCAGCACCCCGGCAAGUCCCAUGUCACCCCAAGCGUUCACAUUCCCCAAGGCUCUCCCUGAAGAUCCUGCUGCGGACUCGCCGCCUUCACUCCCACCUGUCCCGGUCUUCCAACUCUUCGAUGAGGAAGCAAACCAUGCAGACAUCGAGAGUAGCCCGACGUCGCCUGCAGAGGACGAUACGAAGAAGUCGUUUGAUUUCACUGGGGAACUGCGGAAGCUCAAUGAGUCUGGUGGCUCUGACCGCCGCAGCUUCGUCGAGCAGCUGGAGAACGCGUUCCGUACUCCUGCUAAGAUCGAGCUUGAGUAUGGUCUAGGUGAGCAACUUGGGCUCGACAACAACUUCUUGGCCGUCCCACCUGUUCCACCCUUGCCCCCGAAUCUGCGCUCGAUGCCGUCCGACGAUGUGGCACCCCGCAGCGUCUCGAACCCUGAGGACGAUUCGGCCAUGUUUAGCUCAUCUGGCGACGCUUUAUACCGAGACUCUUAUGCCUCUGACGACAUUCAAUUCGACAUGGUUGCCGGUGUAGACGACGAAUGUAGGGUCUAUCCUGUCACCAAGCGAUCUGGCUCCAUGCGCUCGAAGGCAUCCGAUGGACAGCUCAAUGUGGACUUCAAGUUCGGAGGCAAGCUAGCAGUCCCUUCGACAGUGGAAGAGAAAUCGGAGCGCCCGUUGACGCUGUCCGACAUCAUCCCACCUUUGACGCACUCAGCUUCGCGAUCGUCUGUCGUUGAAGAAGAUUCGGUGCUCAAAUCCAUCAUGGCGAAGGCCGCUGAAUCCUCGGUCGAAGAGGAUAGCUCCGUGCUGAAGUCUAUUAUGGCACAAGCUGAGGAAAUUGUGGAAGUGCCAAGAAGGCGUGCCCUAUCUGACUCUAGCUCAAAGCGUGUCAUCAUCGACCCUCAGUCUUAUGCGUCCCGUGCCCCCGACUUCACUCAUUCGAGGCGCGAGUCUGAGGCCAGUUUCGCUGGUUUCGAUUCCUUCGACGAGGUCCGGCGUGGUUUCGAGUUUGCGAACCGUCCUGCCUUUUACCCGCCUCCUGGUGCGGGCACCCGUCGCUCUCACUUCCGGGAUGAGUCUUUGUUCAGUAUUGCAUCCGUCUCAUCCUACGGCGACGUCCUCCACGCUGGAGCUCCUGAUCCCUUCGGCUUUGGUCCCAGCCGUCCCGCUUCCGGUGACAUUUCCAUGUCAAUGUCAGUGGACGACACGUUCUCGUUCAUGCACAGAGGACGUCGACAACGCAUUGACAGUGACGCGUCGAGCUUUUACUUCCGUGCGCCGGGCACGACAUUCUCCCAUGGUAGCAGACGCGUCGGCCAUCGUCGAGAUGACUCGCGCAUGUCGAUCGCUUCGAAUGCGCCCCCCGUUAGCAUGUACAACCGUAGCUUUGGCGGGCAUCGACGCAACGACUCGAACAUGAGCACGAGCUCUGUUGCUCAGUCGUACGCUAUGCAUGGUGCUUCCGGAGGACGCGCGGCUUGGGCUCGUCAUCGCCAGGAUCAAUCCAUUGACUCGGUAUACAGCGACUACUCUGCGGCUCGACUUGGACGUCCUGGCCUUGGAGACAAGAUGUUCGACAACGACCAUGGCAUGCCACUCAGUGCUAUCUCGGCUUCGCCGCCGGAGAGUGUUGCAGGUGAUUUGCGCAGCCAACCGUCAUGGGAGUCGUUCGUUCCAGCCGACAGGGGUGUCGCCGCCGAUGAUUCUGUCUACGAGGACUCUGAAGACUACCACACGACGAUGUCUCGCGACUCUGUCUUCGGUAACGCUGGUUCUAAUUCGCAGUACUAUAAUCAGCUGCAAAGGCGGCCAUUCCGUCCUGUGUCCGUGAUUAGCGAUAUGAGCGUGCACGAUCCGAGGAAGGAGGACGACACAAUGAUCACUAUGUUCGAUGGUGGUCGUGUACGUCGUCUAUCCGUCGAUUCCAGGAUCGGUGGCUCUCCCUGUGUCAGAAUCGAGAAGGCGAAGCAGACUACUGGACCUUUACCUCAGGCUGUUCUACAGUUCCAGCAGUCCGAGCCAGAGAACAAGGACUCUCCAAACUCUACGAGCAAGAAUAAGCUAAUCGAGAAACCGUCGAUUGCGUCCACAUCGUCUCACCAGUUCGGUGGGGAACGCAUGAUCAAGGCACGCAAGGGUUUGUUAGAACGCCAGAGCCUCGAGGACAGUGCACUCAUUGCUCAAGGAGAAGAUGUCCUGGCAUCCUUGCGCUCACAAUACAGCUUCCCGCUCUCGCUCGAGCACGUGUACGAGACCAUCGAAGAAGAGUCCUCAUUUGCGCCGUCGCCAUCGCCAGCAAAGCCACUGUCCCCGAUUUCGUCGCAUAUGGCCACACCUGGAGACUCGGUGUUCAUCGUCGACGGUGACAGUCAAUCGAUGUACAGCGACUGGGAUGAAGAACAUGGUAUCACGACGCUGCGAAGGUACUACGCGCUCAAGGAUGAGGCGCAUGAGACCGUCGUCGAGAGCAAGCGGAUUUGGGUGGACACGCCGUUCUCCGUCUUCGCUGUGCAGUCAUUCUGUCCUCCCAACACCGUGGGGCAUGUGUGCACUGCUCGAGCACUCACAGAAGAACUACGGUCCGCUGCCCUCGGAACUUCACCCACGGCGUAUACGCUCAAGGACGUCUUCAAGAGCGUCACCUUAUCCGCUUCCGAGCCAUCGCUCCCGGAGCUGCACGUCAGUCCACAGCAAGCGCCCUCGUUCUCCGUCCUGCGCGAAGUGUCUGCAAACGUCAAGAACCAGUCGCCCGUGCCCGCGUUGGGGACGAUCAAGCCGUUCACGCCGUUCAGCGUCGAGUUCGACAAGUCGAAGGCGGACAUCAGCAAGGACAGCUUCGUCGCGCCCAUGCCUGCUCGGCAGAGGGUCACCUCAAGUGUUCGUCGCAACGCUCUUGGAUGGAAACGCCAGACAGGGAAGUCGUCGUCUAACACUCAGAAGGAGAACAUGAGUCAAGGAAUGCUAAUCACUCCCUCCGAGACACUCAGGAUCAAUCGCCCUCGUCCCCAGCGCGGCCGUCCGACGCCAGCGCCCGCUCGAGCCUCCGCUCAAAUCGCAUAA